AUGAAAAUGAGGCAUCAGGCAUUCACAUCUUGGGAUGGGGGAGCUGAACUCGCCAACUCCGAUCAGGAUGCCCAGGGGACAGCAAGUCUGAGUGGCAGUGGGAGGGAGGAGAAGAGAUUGGACCACGGGGAGGACUCCAUCAGCACCUUGGGCCUGAUCCUUGGGGUGGGGCUGUCACUGCUGCUUGUGUCCAUCCUCGGCUACAGCCUGGCCAAGUGGUACCAGCGUGGAUACUGCUGGGACGGGCCUAAUUUUGUCUUCAACUUGUACCAGAUCCGGAACCUGAAGGAGCUGGAGGCGGGUCCACCCUUCACCAUCAGCGGCCACAUCAGCAUUCCCGAUGGCAGCUACAUGAAGUUCUCAGACAGGCCUGUCUGAGGGGGAGCCACAGGCUUCUGUAGCCCCAGAGACGAGCGUGCACUUGCGGGGUUAAGAUCACUGAACAACCUGUUAAAUGCA
Messenger RNA from Echinops telfairi (small Madagascar hedgehog), 459 nucleotides. It is a transcript of the gene SMIM35, whose product is annotated as small integral membrane protein 35. The coding region runs from base 1 to 378 and encodes 125 amino acids. The record is from RefSeq and is a predicted model, not a curated record. NCBI's taxonomy places the organism in Eukaryota, Metazoa, Chordata, Mammalia, Afrosoricida, Tenrecidae. The transcript has 4 exons.